AUGGAAGUGCACAUGAACCAGCCUCUUCUUCCCGUUGGUCUACCCAGUCAGUCAGCGUUUGAAAACAAUGAUACGGAGAAGUCGACUAAGAAGCUCCAAGAGGUGAAAGUCCUCGCCGAUGGAAAUGUUAUGAAGCUUCAAAAAACAAGGCAACGACGAAUUUUGAGCUGCAUCCAUUGUCAUUCGAAGAAGAUCAAAUGCUCUCGAGUUCAGCCCGUGUGUGACAACUGCAACAAGCUAGGGAUCGAGUGCAAGUACUUUGUUAAUAAGAGAUUAAGCAGAGGCCGCCGCAAAAACUCUCUGCCGUCGCAAACUCUGGCGAAGUCUUCUAGGGAACCCACCACCUCAAAACUGUCCGUCAAGUUGGAGCAUAAUCUGCCGAAAUUCAUUACUUCCCAAGAUCCUGGUUCAAUAGCCGCCCAUUCUUCUACCCACUUAUCUGACCUGAUUCCUAAGCUGAGAUCUCCCGAACAAAUGAAGGAUGAUCCCAUCACUUUUCCAGCAGAUGCCCCACUCAAUUAUGUGCUGAUGACAACAAUGAAAUCUGGCGUUAGUCCUCCCUCUGCGAAGGUUGAGUCCAUUCCUCCUGUCGCACUUCCUUCAGAAUCUACGAAUCCGAUGCUCCAGGCUCCUGUUGUUAACUCCGUUAGCAAUAAUAUCACCAAUAACUUUUUCAACACAAACUAUGCGAAUAAUGGUGGCAAUCAACAAAAAAAUACCUCUUCAGAAGAUCUCUAUUCUUUUAAUUUGAGUUCUUUUACUUUCACUUCAGGCCAAUCACUAAAUGGGAAUGCAGUCCCAAACAAGAUUUUCCCUGUCAAUUCACUGGGAAAAUUUGAUCAAGAUUCACCAAGAAAAUCAGAUGAGCCAUACCGCCUGCCUUCCGUGGGUGUUUUGAAAAAAACUGACAGUAACUCUAAUAUAAACGGUAUCUUGAAUGGAAACUCACAAAGCGCAAUUACUAACUUUGUGGAUGGCCCACGGAGCACGGUCCCAGUUGUCACAAACAUUUCAAAUAAUAUUAAGGUGGCAACUCUGUCGACUUACACUUUGCAAAACUUAUCGUCUGAUAUUUCCGAUACUGAAAACUCUCAGCUCAAUAAUCCAAGCUUGCACAACUCUCUAAAUGCUUAUCCCUCAAACCCUGCAACUACGAUGAAUUAUCUAUAUGGAACUAACACGUAUUAUGAAAGCCACAAUUUGUUGUCAGACCUUAUCAAUCAUUUACCAGGUUCGAAAGAACGUUCGCUUGAGCUUUUAGAUCGUUACCAAAAUUCUGUGCAUAUAAUAUUCCCUGUCAUGGUCAAUUUGCCUGAGUUUAUUAAGGAGCAUGAGAAAUUUUGGGAUAAAUUUGAUCCCAACAAGACCAAUUCCAGCUCCUGCUUCUCUCCUGAGAGCCAUGGCGAUUUCAACUUGUUGCAGUUCUAUACAUUAUAUUUUCCGAUUCUAUAUGCUGCAACAAUAUCCGAAUUUGAGGAGUAUGACAAUUUGCUCUUAAACCAAGAUAUUAACAAAUACUUGAAGGGGUUCAACAACAUAUGUCAAUAUUAUAAUUACCCUCAUGGAUUGAAGUCUAUCCCACUCCUCUUGGGUAAUGUGAUUAUACAAUCAACUAGCCCCAAUCCAUCAACUAUGGAAAUGUCUCAGAUAAUGAGGUAUGCAAAAUUUUUGCAAUUGCAUAAAGAUCCUGUUAAGUCAUUGCAUAUAUCCGAUUGGAAGAUUGUCAGGUUCAGAAGAGUACUUUGGUGGGUCAUUUUUGGACUAGAUGCUUUAAGUAGCCACAAUUUUUGCUUGCCUCCAGUUUGCAAGAUGGAUGACUUUAAUGUUGAAUUGCCUGAAGCAGAGGAUCCUGUUUAUGAUUCUUCUGGUCAUUUGAUUCACAAAAAAUUGAAUGUCGCAAUUCUCUCUAUGACCAUCAAGUUCAAGUAUGAUCGUAUUUUGAGCGAAUUGGUGAAUCAGUUACAUAAUGCUCUUUCACCAAAUAUCUCAACCGAUGAGGUAGAACGAAUCAAAUCCAUGAUCAUAGGCUUAUUCCACUACAUCCACCAAUCAAUCUUGAAAAUGAAUGAGUUCUUCAAGGCCAAUCCACCAAAGACUGUCCAAGAAGUGAAUCUACUUCAUUUCAUAAAGAAUCACUCGUGGAGCUACGUUGAUCGCGCCAUGAUGCUAUUGCAUAAAAAGAUUCUUCUUAAUGAACCCAAAGGUGAUGCUGGGAGUUUGGAAGUAACGAAGGAUACACCGGCUCUUUCAUUCCGUAAAGGCAGCGGUUCUUUGGCUUUGAGCGAGUAUGAGGAUACGUUUGGCAGAUUGCAAGAGACAAAUAUAAUCAAGAAUUUUGAUAAUUUGUCGAUCUCGCAACUCAAGUUCAAUCAGCAUGAGCUUUUCACGUAUGAGAACAUGCAUAACAAUUUAAUUCCCUCCAUUUUGCAUAAUUUGAAUGAUUUCUUGAAAUAUAAUGACUUCAUCAAAUUUGGGAAGUUCAACUGGUAUGUGAAACGAACAAUACCUUUGGAUUCAAUAAUAAUGUUGUUUGUGGUAAUUUGUGUCAAGUUCAAAUACGACUUUAUGACGUUAAAUGAGUUGGUGAUCUAUGUCAACUUGAUAAACAAAGCGCUCUUCAUUUUGAACAGAAAGUAUUUCAAAAAUGAAAAGUACAAGAGGAUGCUUUCGUUGACAAAUUUAACAUGGGAGUUCAUUUUAAAAAAGCACAAUGUUGUGCGCGUUAUGAAUGCCAUAAACCACCGGAAGGAUGUGAAGGUGGAGUUUUUUGACUACCAGGUUAGUGGCUACAUGAAUUUAAGUGAGCUAUUCAAUGUUAUGGACGUGCCUCAGCCUGCUUUGAUCUGUGAUGGUGAAAAUUAUGGAGCCAUUAAAGAUAAUGAUGAUGUUUCGUCCUUCAAUGAACCCUCGAAUAGAUGGGCAGAUCAAGAAUUAAUGGGCCAGUCUUUCUAUUCGAGCAACAUCCUCAAACAAUUAGAUGACCGAAGUGAUACAGAUUUGCAGGGUCAAAAACUUGAGCUUCUUCAACUAAAUGAGAAAAUCUACUACGAUCUACGUAACAACUUUGUGGACAUCAUCGAUUACUGUACCUUCUAUUCAUCGUUGGAGAAUGUGCUUCACGAAUUGAUGGAUUACAUUAACAGCAGCGGGAAUAUCGCACAUUAG
Molecule: messenger RNA, 3165 nt
Organism: Clavispora lusitaniae ATCC 42720
Lineage: Eukaryota; Fungi; Ascomycota; Pichiomycetes; Serinales; Metschnikowiaceae
Product: Fungal Zn(2)-Cys(6) binuclear cluster domain family protein
Biological process (GO): DNA-templated transcription; regulation of DNA-templated transcription
Cellular component (GO): nucleus
Molecular function (GO): DNA binding; DNA-binding transcription factor activity, RNA polymerase II-specific; zinc ion binding
Source: RefSeq, a predicted model, not a curated record